Messenger RNA from Anopheles marshallii, 1272 nucleotides. Its product is annotated as fork head domain-containing protein FD4-like. Gene Ontology annotation, molecular function: RNA polymerase II cis-regulatory region sequence-specific DNA binding; DNA-binding transcription factor activity, RNA polymerase II-specific. The record is from RefSeq and is a predicted model, not a curated record. The coding region runs from base 1 to 1272 and encodes 423 amino acids. The transcript has a single exon. Gene Ontology annotation, biological process: cell differentiation; anatomical structure morphogenesis; regulation of transcription by RNA polymerase II. NCBI's taxonomy places the organism in Eukaryota, Metazoa, Arthropoda, Insecta, Diptera, Culicidae.
AUGCCACGUCCGUCUCGAGAUACGUACGGCGAUCAGAAGCCACCGUACUCGUACAUCUCGCUAACGGCGAUGGCCAUCUGGUCCUCGCCUGACAAAAUGUUACCCUUGAGUGAUAUCUACAAGUUCAUCACCGAUCGGUUUCCGUACUAUCGCAAGAACACGCAACGGUGGCAGAACUCGCUCCGGCACAACCUCAGCUUCAACGAUUGCUUCAUCAAGGUGCCCCGGCGUCCCGAUCGUCCGGGCAAGGGCGCAUACUGGGCGCUGCAUCCCCAGGCGUUCGAUAUGUUCGAAAAUGGGAGUUUGUUGAGGCGCCGUAAACGCUUCAAGUUGCACAAAACCGACAAGGAUAUACUGAACGAGGAGCUGGCAGCACUGGCCAACAUAAAUCGCAUAUUUCUGGCACAGAACUCGGCGGACGCGUACUGUCCCGGUGCGACCACGAUGCUACCGGACCCGGUUGUACUGCAUCCCUCCAGUUUGAUGCAUUCUCCACCGCUCGAACCUCAUUCCCCACUGCCGGCAGUAGCCCCCCUGUCACCUGUUUCUACCGGCGAGACUACGCUACUGUCCGGUACAACGCGAACUCCAUUGCGGCCGAAGCGAUCGUUUACGAUCGAAAGCUUGAUCACGCCGGAAGAGGAGCUGGUGGAACGCCGCAAGGGAGCGCGGAUAGAGCGGGAAUGCAGCCGAUCGCCGGGUUCCAGUCCGGCCCGGUCCAUCAACAGUGUGCGGGACCACGCCAAACGCUCCAAAAAAAGCUCCGACGACAGGUUGAAUCUGUUGGAAUCGCCCGACCGCUUGCCAUCCCUGCUCUCGAUUGCUGGCCAUCCGGUGCAUCAUCAUGCCGCCGCCCUCCAUCAUCACCCCGCACUGCAUCACCAGCAUGGGCCCACGCUACCGCCCGCCACCAGUCUCCCCGGGGCCAACAUUCCGCCCUUUCUGCAGUACGCACAUCCGGCACUGGCCGGGUACGAUCUGCCCAUCCAUCCGCUGCUGAUGAUGGGACCGUUGGGUGCGAUACCGCCCCAUUACUUCCACCACAGCUCGUACCACAGCUUGGCCGCGGCCCACCACCAGCACCAUGCGCACCAUCAGAACCACCACCACCAUCAUCCUCAUCAGCACCUUGGGAGUAAUGGGUCCGCGAUAGGGUCCGGUUCCGGCAGCCGAUCGCCGAGCGGUUCCAUCACAGAACCGGACAGUCCCCGAUCGGGUGGAGCUCCGACCGAUCUCAGCCGACCGCUCGGGCCUGCACUGAGGAGUGUUUGA